GAAGGGAGCACUGAGGCCCGCCACCCAGCUGUGGCCCCACCUCCUUCCGUCAGCCCCUCAGCUGGGGCAGGAGGGAGUGGCCUGGAUGGGCGCCAGGCUACCAGCCGCAUUGCCAGGACACAGAGAAUGGUCUUUGUUGCUGCAACAAUGGCCUCGCAGGCCUUCUAGGCAGGAGCACCCAAGAACCCAGAGGCAGACAUGCAGACCCUGAGGCGGGAGGCCACCCAGUCCUAUGUCCCCCAGGGGGCCCUCGAAGAGGACUUCCCGCCACCUCUCUACAGUGAUGACUACCUGUCCCUGGAGGGGCCCCGCUGGACACCAGCCAUCAAGCAGGCAGUGCGCUGGAAGUAUACACCCAUGGGACGUGACUCUGCCGGCCAGACAUGGUACACCGGCCUAACCAACUCGGACCCCCGUGAGGCCUGGUACACGCUCCCACGGGCCCUGGACAGCCCCUACCGGGAGGCUUAUGCCCACUGGCAUGGAUGCCACAGCCACCGGAAGCACAGCAUGCCCUCAGCCCAAACCCAGCGCCUCCAGGAGACUGCCUGGUAUGACCCCAUCAUGCCCGCUCAGUACAGAGCCCCCAGCACGCGGUGGGGGGCCAUGCUGUGGAAAGACAGACCCAUCCGGGGCAAGGAAUAUGGUGAGGCUGACAUCACAGGGGCCAGGGGAGGGGGUAAAACUGCCUGGGUCCAGGAAACAGGAGCCAGGAGGUGACUUGGGUCCUGUCCCACAGUGGUCAACAGGCACCAAUACGGGGUGGAGCCGCUGGGGCGGGUGUCGGACUACGUACCCUACUUGUCGGCAAUGCAGCGUCCGCUCUACACAACCCAGAACUACCGGCAGUGGGACCUGGAACCCUAUUGCCCAUCCACUGGCCAGCGGUCCCCACCCAUCUACAUGCCCACUGUCUGAUAAAGACCGUCCCCUGUGGGGGCCCUGUGCCUCUC
Molecule: messenger RNA, 953 nt
Organism: Myotis daubentonii (Daubenton's bat)
Lineage: Eukaryota; Metazoa; Chordata; Mammalia; Chiroptera; Vespertilionidae
Gene: TEKTIP1
Product: tektin bundle interacting protein 1
Exons: 3
Coding region: 199-720 (173 amino acids)
Source: RefSeq, a predicted model, not a curated record